Messenger RNA from Chanos chanos (milkfish), 1620 nucleotides. It is a transcript of the gene insc, whose product is annotated as INSC spindle orientation adaptor protein. Bases 48 to 1589 code for a protein of 513 amino acids. Gene Ontology annotation, molecular function: cytoskeletal adaptor activity; protein binding. The record is from RefSeq and is a predicted model, not a curated record. The transcript has 12 exons. Gene Ontology annotation, cellular component: apical cortex. Lineage: Eukaryota; Metazoa; Chordata; Actinopteri; Gonorynchiformes; Chanidae. Gene Ontology annotation, biological process: apical protein localization; regulation of asymmetric cell division; establishment of mitotic spindle orientation.
AGAGUUCUAGACAUAACAGCUCUUCAUCCUCCACCGUGAAGAGCAGGAUGCACACUAUCCAGGUCGACUCAGUGCAGCGCUGGAUGGAGGAUCUGCGUCAUAUGACAGAAGUGGAAUGCAUGUGCGUGCUGCAGUCCAAGCCUAUUGGUACCGAUGAGGACACCCAGGGUGAGCUCAUCGUAACCAGCGGCGACCAUGUCACCCGGGACAACCUGCAGACGCUGCUGAAACGGGCACUGGUGGUGAGCACUGAGCUAGGCAAGAUGUUUCAGCGGCUGGAAAAGGGACGUUGGCAACGUGUGCAUAGCACAGCCGUCAGGGCAAACUGCCAUGUGCGUUCGCUGGUGCACGAAUACAGUGCUGCCCGUAACACUCCCCCAGAGAUGCAAAAGUAUGAGAAGGCUUUGCUGGAGAAGUGCACUGAGUUGACUGCCAUCACUGAGAGAUGUCUUCACACAGAGGAUGACUACUUCCUCAAGUCUAUGAAGGAAGCCAUUCAUGAAAUACUCACUGAUGUUAGCGACUCCUUCAGCCAAAUGAUUGACAUGGCGCUGGCCAAUGAGAUACAGAUCUUGAUCAGGCAAAUCGAGGCGUCAGACAGCAUCUUUGCCAUCGACAGUGCCAUCAGCAACCUGUUGUCCCUCACACAGGAUGGGCCCCAGCUCUGCAGCAUUAUCGCCAAGGAGGGUGCUGUAGUGGCCCUGUUUAAGAUUUGCAGACAAGACUGCUACAGAAGCCUCUACGCUCACGCCUUGAGAACAGUUGCAUCCAUUUGCUGUGUAGAGGAGGGCAUCAACCAGCUUGAAAAGGUGGAUGGGAUCCUGUGUUUGGCAGAUAUCAUGACAGAUGAAGGGUGUGCAGAGGCAGCCAGGGCAGAGGCCGCGGCAGUGGUGGCUCAGAUCACCUCCCCUCACCACACCUCUACCCAGCACCUGGCCAGCUUCCUGGAGAGCAUGCAGGACAUUGUCACUGCCCUCAUCAAGUUGUGUGAGACUGCCUCCUGUGGAGAAGUGUUUCUGCUGGCGUCUGCUGCACUGGCUAAUAUCACCUUCUUUGACAGCAUGGCCUGUGAAAUUCUUCUGCAGCUCAAUGCCAUUCACAUCUUACUACAGGCAUGCCAUGACCGCCAGAGAGUGGACACUCCCUACUCUAAAGACCAGGUUGUGACAAUCUUAGCAAACCUGUCUGUUUUGGAGCAGUCAGCCCCAGAGAUUCUGCAGGAGAAAGGCAUUGAGCGGCUACUAUUGCUGCUGGGAGAGAAACCAUCCUCUUCAAGUCCAUCAGAGGGUGCUGCGUGUGAACGUGUCCAGCAAAAAGCAGCAGUCACACUUGCACGCCUGAGCAGGGACCCUGAGGUGGCCCAGACAGCUAUCCAGCUGCAAGCUAUCCCUCGUCUUAUAGAGUUGUGUCGCUCGCCGGCGGAAAGAAAUAACAGUGACUCAGUGCUUGUAGCCUGUCUGGCUGCUUUGAGAAGGUUGGCAGCUGGAUGUCCCGACAGUAUUGGAGCCACUGACCAUCAGCAGCUUAUCAAACCCAGGCUAGUGGACUCCUUCUUACUGUGCUCCAACAUGGAGGAGAGCUUUGUGUGAACAGAGCCAUGACACAAACCACUCCACAAAA